Adineta steineri is the source of this 3297-nucleotide messenger RNA. The record is from the annotation of a GenBank genome assembly. Lineage: Eukaryota; Metazoa; Rotifera; Eurotatoria; Adinetida; Adinetidae.
AUGGUACAUUCGGAUUUAAAUGAACAUGAAUUGAUAUCAUCAACAAUUAGUGAAGAUAGUCAAACACCAUUGUCAGAAACAGUAACAACAUUAGCUAGUAAUGUUUAUAAAGAAUUAGAACGUAUUAUAAAAAAUUUUGGUGAAAAUAGUGUUAAAGAUUUAAUGCCAGUAAUGAUUUCAACAUUAGAAUCACUUGAUAGUGCAUUACAUGAACGUGAAGUGAGUAAACUUGAAACGGAAUCAUUAAAAGAACAAAAUGAACAGUUAUUUCAACAAUAUGAACGUGAAAAAAGUUUUCAUAAAGAAUAUCAACAGCGUUAUCUUCAAGUUGAAGAUCAUCUAGAAGAAAUAAAACGAGAGAAUGAAGAAAAAUUACAAAGUCUAGAAUCGAUUGUAAAAAUUUUCGAAAUUAAAGCACGAAAUGCAUCAGAUCAUGUUGGAAGAUUAGAAGAUAAAGAAAAUGAAAUGAAACAAGAAUAUAAACGUUUACAUGAUCGAUAUUGUGAACUAUUCAAAGCACAUUGUGAUUAUAUGGAAAGAACAAAAAUUUUAUAUGGAACUGAUCGAUUAGAUCAACUGGCUACGAAGUCUUCUUCUCGUGGAAAUCUUCAAUUACCAACGACAGCAUACUCAUCCGAUGAUAAACAAACUCUAUCUAAUCAACCAUCAAUUGAAGAAGUACCUCCAAAUUCUUCUGAUGUAUCCUUCACAUCACUUAAAAAAUCUCUUUCUGGUAUGGAAUUUCAUUCGGUACCUGAAACUACGGAUGGUAUACAUACUCAAACAGAAUCCAUGGCAAGUAAUGAUGCUGCUGUAAAUACAGACCCUGCAAUUAGUGAUGAUGAUGAUGAUAUAUCAAUAGAUGAUACAAAGAAUUUGGAAGCUUUUGACAAAGAAACACAAAAUGAUAAUAUUGAUAUAUCAGAUGUUGAUGCUUCAGCAGAUUUAUUUGGUAUGACAAAGGAAGUAUCUAAUCUGAUCAAAGAAAAUAAUGAACUUUUGGAAACGAAAAAUGCAUUGAAUGUUCUUAAAGAUGAUCUAUUAGUCAAAAUUGAAGAAUUAUCAAAUGAACAAGAAAUUCUUCGAGAAGAAAUUGAAUCAUUACAAACAGUUAAAACUCGAUUACAUUCACGAAAUUUAGAAGUUGAAGAAGAACUUCGAAAGAUACGCGAAGAAAUCGAAAAGAAGAAAGAAGAAGAGAAACCGUUAAUGAUAAGCAAAGGUAUACAAACAAAUACACAUCAUCAUCAUCAACAACAAACCGUACAAGAAAAUUCUUCACCUACACCGAAAACAGUUCCUACUACUGUAUCUACUGAUGUAUCUACUACAGAUACAUCAAAAUCUUUGUGGCGUAUGUUUAGUGAUGACUGGCUACCCACAACGAUUGUGCCCUCAAAUAUUUUGGGCGUACCUGUUGUCGAUAUACAGAGUGAUUUGAGAGAGGGAACAACACAAAUUUCUGAGUUUUUUUCGGGCCUAUUCGGUAGUAAUACUAAAGAAGCCUCACCAAAACGUUCGCUUCCUACUACUAAUACGACAGCUAAUCUAUCAUCAGCAUCUACAACAAGUUCUAUAAAACGUAGUUCAACAAAUGAUCAAAUUACACCUUCAGUCAGUACAAAUGAGAAUCUCUCAUCAGAACAAUCGACAGAAGACAACUCUAUGAUUUUGAAACAAUCAUCAUCAAUACGUCGUAAUAGUGAUGAUAACAAUCGUUUUCAAGCAUAUGGUUGGAGUAUAUCAUCAAAAAAUCAAUUGAAAGUAGCUGAUGUUGAUGGUAAAACUCAAGUUAAUGUUCCUAUACCAGUCUAUUGUCGACCAAUAUUUGAUACUAAUGAUUCAACACAAAUUUGGUGUGCUGUUGGUAUUGAUCUUAGUGGAUUAUCAUUUGAUACUAAUGAAACAUCCGUUGAUCAAUUAAAUAAACAAUUAAUUGAAUCCUAUCAUCAAAUGAUCGAUGAACAAUGUCUAAAAUUAUCAUCAAUUAUUUGGUUAGCUUCAAAAUUGAAUGAUAAAGCUAUAAUUACAAUUAUUGAUUCAAAUAAAGCAGAGAAAAUGAUUGAUACAUUUCCGAUAGGAAAUGCUAUUAUUUAUGCUAUGGGUAGCGUUCCAGGUACAUUAACUACAGAUUAUCCACCAAUUGAUGAUUCGAAAUUGAAUGAAACAGUAUCCACGAGUGAUGUGAAAGUAAUAGCUUGUACAGCAGCUUCACUUGCUACUGGUGGAAGUCGUCCGAAUGUUAGUGAAACAUUGGAUCAAGUACCACCUGAUGUAUUGAAUCAAAAUGCUAAUGAAAAUAAAACAAAAUAUCCAACUGUUUGGUUAGGUUCAAGUGAUGGAUGGUUAUAUAUUCAUUCGAGUGUGAAUGAACAUCGUAUAGCUAUUGGAAAAGUUUGGCUUCGUCAUGCAAUUUAUAGCAUUGUGCAUAUUCGUGGUCGUGUUUUUGUUGCAUUAGCGAAUGAAAGAAUCAUUGUAUUUCAUCGUAAUAUAGAUGGUACAUGGAAUUUAAAUAAUCUUCAUUUAAUUGUAACUGGUAAAAGCCGAGAAUCAGUUCGAUGUGCUAUCAAUGUUGAAGAAUCUAUCUGGUGUGGUGUUGCUAAUCGUGUUUAUGUUAUUAAAGUUCAAACAUUAGAAAUUCAAAAACAAUUUGAAGUUCAUUCUCGUUCCGAACAUUCUGUUCAGCAUAUGACUUGGUCUGGCGUUGGUGUUUGGUUAUCUGUUCGUUUAUCUAGUACUUUACAAUUAUAUCAUGCACAAACAUUUGAACAUUUACAAGAUGUUGAUAUACAACCAUAUGUUGAAAAAAUGAUUGUGACAGAAAAAAAGGGUCUUUAUUUUGUUCAUAUAAGUGCUUUGACAAUUGCUUGUCGUCGUCUAUGGAUUGGUACGGGAAAUGGAAUUAUUAUAUCAGUUCCUUUAGCAGACAGUAUUAUGUCAUCUUCUACUUCAGCAUCGACAAAGCCUGGUUCAGUUGUUCGUGUUUCUGAUCAAGCAUCAUCUUCAAAUUAUAUUCCAUAUUGUAGUAUGAAUAAUGCUCAAUUAUCAUUCCAUGGCUUUCGAGAUGCUGUCAAAUUUUUUGUUGCUGUACCUGGACAAGCACCGUCUGAAAUACUUCUCAAUGAUGAGAAACCUUCUGAAGCUUUAACAUCGAUAUCAUCAUCUUCACCUUUUGGUGAUAUUCUUGUUGUAAGCGGUGGUGAUGGAUACAUUGAUUUUCGUCUUGGAAAUACGACAACAGAGAAUACUAAUAGAAAUACAUCUUAUCUUACUGUUUGGCAUUUGGGUUCGGCUUAA